Messenger RNA from Pocillopora meandrina, 4112 nucleotides. NCBI's taxonomy places the organism in Eukaryota, Metazoa, Cnidaria, Anthozoa, Scleractinia, Pocilloporidae. The record is from the annotation of a GenBank genome assembly.
CAAGUAGAGGCAGGCGCACUUUUCUUGCAGCUCGAGAAAGCCUGGGAAUGAACAUCACUCAAUAUGGCGGACGAAGAGAGCCUAGAAGAAUUGAAGAUAAAGAUUGACUCUUUAUCGCAUCCAGAAGUGAUGGCUCUCUUUAGCGAAAAACUGGGGAAGAUAAUGGAAGAUCCACUCCUCAUUGGAUUGCCAAAUGAGCCAACUCUCGAUGAGAUGAACUCGCAGAUUGCACUGGAACAUGGCCGCGCUAUUGUUGUGAACGUUCGUCAGCAAGAUGAACAAGGCACUUUGCUACGUAAGAAGAAACUCAGAUGUAUUCUGCGUAGUUUUUUUUAACCGUGAAGCGAAUAUAGCUACAUACAUGAUAAAUUAUCGAUAGAGAAAUGAAAUGAUAGGAACAUAAAAAUAAAUUACAAUCACAUUAUUAAAUAUUAUAAACAUUAGACUUACUAUAAAAAUCUGUUUGGUCGAGAGCAUCCAAUCAAUACAAAAUGGCAUAUGAUGUUGAUAUGAUAACCCAAUCUCUGCACCAGAUAUUGUAUUUGUCAUGAUGUGUCAAAGUCUGCCUAGUUUCCAAGCCCCUCGUCCAUGUAGUUGUUCUUAAACUUUUGUUAACUCAAAGAGAAGAGCAUUCUUUUGCAGAUUAAUUUAAAAGUGUUUAACAAAACAAAUAUUGAAUUUGACUUUUGCAAUAAUUUUAUAUGUCUUUUAACAAACUUUCAGCUGUAGUUGUCAUCCAAAAUGCAACAGUGCAUGACUUAAAGAAGGCAAUACAAAGACACAUCUCACUUAAACUCUCCAGGGAAGGAGGUCCCAAUAUUGUCUCUUGGUAAGUGGAUAACAAAUCAAAUGCUGUUAAUUUUACAUACUAUGGUGUCGCAAGAUCAAAACAUCAGUUCACUACAUUGUGUACUUGAUAUAUAUUCAUGUUUGAAGCCUUGAAAUUUGGUAUUGAGUCGAACAAUAUCACCAAAUAUUCUUUUCUUCUGACAUUAGCUUCCUGAUUGGAAAUUUGUUGAUAUUAAUGAUAGAACACUCAUGGUGGUGGAGGGUUAAAUCUAAAACAUCAACAGAGUUAAUGGAAUUGAAAUUCCUGAAGUGUUGGAUGCCUACUAUCAAAAAGUAUAACAGCUGAUUCCUAAGAAAGCAGACCUUUAACCCUUUCACUCCCAAGGUCUAAUUAGUAAUUCUCCUUACUAUCUGCCAUACAAUUCUUAUGAUGUUAGUUCAGAGAAUUUGGUAUUGGAUCAACUAAUAAUCCCAUAAUUGAUAUUCAUCUCUAUUCUCAUCACCUGCCUGCUUGAUACUGUAUUGAUAUUGUAAGGAGAAAUUCUCUCUUGGUCACAUGUGGGAGUGAAAGGGUUAAGGACUUUCUUCUUAUUAAGCUAUUUAAUACCUAGUAAAACUCAUUUCAGCUCUGUGAGAUUCUAUGUAAAUACUAUGUGAAUCGGUAUGUAAAACCUAUUUUAAGGCUAUUCAAUUCUCUCUUUACUAAUCUACACGAUACAUACAUAACUGUUAAAUAGACCAUGUAAAGGUUUCAUUUGAGUAGUAAAAAUAUAGGAUUUUUUAUCAAAAAAAGUAGCAAAAGAUAUAGAAAUAUCAUAUGAUUUAAAUAAGGCCUCUGUAAGACAAAUUGCACAUAGUUGUUAAAUACUCCAUACAUACCUGUCGCAUUCCCAGCACGGCAGACACGGGGUGUAGCAUAAUUGGGUCCGCCAGGUCAACCACAGUGGAGUACAGGACGGACAGCAGACUCUUACACACGUUUAUUGGACUAAAUCAUGUAAUCAGGCUAGCCAACUUGUUACAACACUUGCGGUGAAAACUAAAAGGAAUGCAUGAUCUGUCUAAGCUAAGGAAACGAGCUAAACUACAAAUCUGACAACAGAAAAACACAACUAACGAUCGUGACUUACGUCUGAUCUUGGCUCUGGGGAUGAACUCCAAGUUGUAAAAAAAAACUCUGAAAGACUCUUAUAAAACUCCUCUUUGCUCCAGGGAAAACUCCUUAAAACUAAAAUGUUCGCGUGAAAAAAGGCCUAACAUACUUCUAUGACAUAAAGGAAACUAAACUGAAAUAACUCUUUGUGUGGCUAGCCAAAAGGAUAUUUUAUAAUCAUUUUAAGAAAACAAAAGGUCAUAUAAUGUUCUAAAGCGUUCUUUGUACUGCGACGUGACAAUGCCAUUUACAUAGCUCAAUGACAUAGCAUUGACAUAGCUUUUAAAUAUGUCCUGUUCUACAAAUGUAAGCUUUCUGCUUGAAAACUUGUCAAUAUUCUUUGUACUACACUCAAGGUAGGGGGGGUUAAAUAUAUUACACUUGAACUGUUCAACUUAUUCACAAAUCUAAUACAUCAAUAGAGAUUAUGGAAUUGAAAUGCUUACUAUAAAACAGCAUAACAGCUGAUCAGUAACAAAGCAGACCUUUAAUAAGAGAAAAACAUCUAGUGCUCAAAACAAUAAUGAGGAUCGAAAUACACCAAUGACAGUAGGCCAUAACCCACUAAUAACAACAAACCAAGUUGCUACAAAUAGUGAUAUCAUCUUUCAACCUCAACACCCAGUGAAGACUGGCAAUACGCGAUUGAUUAGCCUGACUCUUACAUCAUGAGAGAAACAAUUAAAUGUUCAUUUACCUGUACACAAAUCAUAUUGCAAUAAAAUUUUGUAAAUUAAAAUUAAUAGGAAGUACAUUUGGAAAACCUAUUGGUUGUCAUUUGAAGGACAGAAGCUAACAGAGGAUCAUCAACCUCUUACAUAGUAAGUUAACAGAAGAAGUAGUGAUGUAGUAUUAAACAGUAUUUUGAUAGAAUGCUUUGACUCUUUUACUCCAUAGAGUGACUCACAUCUUAUUUCUCCUUACAGUUUCACUCUUGAAUCAAACAUUAAGGUCAUGAGAAUAUAGGAAAUGAUCACCAACUAAAGAAAAUGUUGAUUUUUCAAAAAUUCUCCUGGUCCACACCUCAGGAAAUGUGUAAAGAACAGUACAGAGAAUAUGUACAUGUACACUGAUGAUCAGGCAAAAAAAGUUACCAGUAAAACCAAAACCAUAGAGAUCAAAAUGUUUAAUCACAGCAUCAAAAAAUAUUCCAGUCAAGAAAUAUGAACCAAUGCCAUGAAUGUAAACUAGUGGUUUUAAUUUCUUUGCUAGAUAUAUAUUAUUACAGAAUUAGUGCUUCCACAUUUUAUUUAGCUUAUGUCAUCUGUAAAAAAAGGAAUGUUUUAAAGUAUUUGAGAAGUUCAGUUCCAUUACUAAGCUCAUCACCUGUAAACUGAGAAAUUUUCAUCUUUUCUUUUUCCUUGCUGUGAUUGAGAAAUGGAACUGUUAUUUUAGAGCAUACGUGUAGUUGAAGUUAGCAGACAAUUCUUCUAGAACUUGACUUACUUAAAAUUUUUUUAACAUUUUUUUGAGAAUUUCACUUAAGGUGCCUCAAUAGGCCAAAAAUCCUUAAGAUUGAAAUAAUAGGAAUUAAUGUCAUUUCUAUUGCAAUUUUCAUACUUUUUUUAUCUUGACUGAGUAUGCUAUUUUAUUAGUUUUUAAUGUUAUCAUAUUUUUUUCUCGUUGCAGCUAUGGCAUUCAAAAUAAAGAUGAGGUUACUUUUGUGAAGAGACUCCGAAGGAAAUAAUAGAAUCAUCUUUAUUAGAUGACAGCCAGUCAGAACAGCCAAUGAAAGGGACAGUGGUAUAGUUUUGGAUAACAACUUCUGUCGUGUACCUUGUAAGUCACAGGAGAGGUGGAGAGUUGCCCAGUGAUAUCAGAGGAUGCAAUGUUUGUUGUUUUACUCCCAUAAGAAAGUGGAGAACACAUUACUACAAGACCUAAAGCUGAUAUUGUGAUGAUUUCGUAACUCAGUGGACACAAUGCUGCAGGGAUUCAUUGUUAUGGUUUGCAUGGUCCCUUUUGUAGUCAUAACCACCAAUUCCACCAUUGGCAGUCACUUAUAGAAAAAAAUAUUAUAGACUGCUGUAUUAGAUGAUGAAAGCAAGAAAGAUCUUGUUCUUCUGUAUCACUCUCUCAGCCAAGUGUCAUUUUAUUGAGAGCCUCCUUGUCUUGGCAAUAAGGGUAAAAUGAUAUAUUCCUGUAAUUCUUUUUAAUAUAAGUAAUAAAU